CCAGGCGACAGAUGGCGCGAUCGUCCACAUGGUGGAGGUGGAUAGCAGCAAUCCAGGCUUUUCCAGUUUGGUUCCAAGGCGGCCUCCGUGUUUUUAAUUUUACACACACAUAUAUACAUCCUCCUCUCGUUUUCUUCGGCCACUUCUUUUUUCUUCUUCUUCUUCUUUUUGUUGCACACAUAUAUGUAUUCCAGGGAAAUUUCCCUUGGUGUGUGCCAUAUACAUGCAUGUGGAGGAGACGGGGAUGGAGAGCUGUGAGCUAGUCCCCUUUGUACUACAGAAAGAAAGUGCGUGCUGCCCUUAUUUCUGGAAUGAAAAGGCAGAAUGGGAAGAGGGGGGAAAAAGGGGAUAGAUAGAUGUGGAGGUUGAGGGAGACCCACACCACCAUAUAAACCCCCCUCUUCCAAACUAGUCACACAUGGCACAAGCACACAGCUCAUCAGUUCUUCUUCGUCGUCUUGGCUAGCUGCCUAGCUAGCUAGCUAGUUCCUCACUCCUCUCCGAGAACCCCCUUUUUCAUCUCUCUCUCUCUCUCUCUCGGUCUCGCCCAGCUCCUUUCGAUGUUAUCGUCUCUGCUGGCCUCGCAACUCGUCGAGAGAGACUCGUGAAAAAGAAUCCAGAUAUAGCUAGAGAGACCGAGAGGGCAGCUAGCAUGUCGAUGAGCUUCUUGAGCAUGGUGGAGGCGGAGCUGCCGCCGGGGUUCCGGUUCCACCCGAGGGACGACGAGCUCAUCUGCGACUACCUCGCGCCCAAGCUCGGCGCCAAGCCCGGCUUCUCCGGCUGCCGCCCGCCCAUGGUCGACGUCGACCUCAACAAGGUCGAGCCAUGGGACCUCCCCGUGGCGGCGUCGGUGGGGCCGCGGGAGUGGUACUUCUUCAGCCUCAAGGACCGCAAGUACGCGACGGGGCAGCGGACGAACCGGGCCACGGUGUCCGGGUACUGGAAGGCGACGGGGAAGGACCGACCCGUGGUGGCGGCGCGGCGAGGCGCGCUGGUGGGGAUGCGCAAGACGCUCGUGUUCUACCAGGGGAGGGCGCCCAAGGGCAGGAAGACGGAGUGGGUGAUGCACGAGUACAGGAUGGAGCCAGCUGCUCCUCUUCUUGAUCACCAACCCUCCUCAUCCAACUCCAAGCAGGAUGAAGAUUGGGUGCUGUGCAGAGUCAUCUGCAAGAAGAAACUGGCAGCAGGAGGCCGCGCAGGAGGGGGCAGCUCGAGGAGCCUGGUCGCCAGCAACGGCGGCCGCGAGACCGCGCCAGCCACCCCGCCGCCGCCGCCGCUGCCACCUCGCAUGGACACGGACGCCACCCUAGCACAGCUCCAGGCCGCCAUGCACGCCACCGCCGGCGCGCUCGAGCAGGUGCCCUGCUUCUCCAGCUUCAACAACAACACUGCCAGCUCUAGAGCUGCUGCCGCAGCAGCAGCAGCGCAGCCAUGCUACCUGCCCAGCAUGGCCACAGGCGGCAGCCACGGCACGACGAGCUACUACCUAGACCACGCGAUGCUGCCGCCUGAGCUGGGUGGCUGCUUCGAUCCUCUCCACGGCGACAAGAAGCUGCUCAAGGCGGUGCUGGGCCAGCUCGGCGGCGACGCGGUGGCGCCGGGCCUGAGCCUGCAGCACGAGAUGGCCGCGGGCGCUGUCGUCGCUUCAUCCGCUUGGAUGAAUCACUUCUAGGGGACAUUAGUUCAGCAGCGAACCUAAGUAUGUGAUUGGUUGCGUAUAUUAUGGGAAAUACAUACAUAUAUACAUAAUUGUGUGGUGAAACAUUUGUGUGUGAGGCAAGGAGUAGAGCAUGCGUCAUUUUUUUGGUUGCUGCCGAUCGAUUUGGACGAAGGCCAUGAGGCAAGGAGUAGAACUCUGUAAUAUAAUGAUGGCUGCUCAAGUGUGUGUACACAUUCAGAUGCAGAGGUCGUAUGUCAUGAGCGAUGAUCAGGAGAAUUUCAGAUUGGUUAUUUUA
This is a messenger RNA of Zea mays, 1955 nucleotides long. RefSeq names its product NAC domain-containing protein 21/22. The transcript is spliced from 3 exons. Gene Ontology annotation, molecular function: DNA binding. Lineage: Eukaryota; Viridiplantae; Streptophyta; Magnoliopsida; Poales; Poaceae. Gene Ontology annotation, biological process: regulation of DNA-templated transcription. Bases 653 to 1672 code for a protein of 339 amino acids. The record is from RefSeq and is a predicted model, not a curated record.